This is a messenger RNA of Trichomonas vaginalis G3, 297 nucleotides long. Its product is annotated as Ankyrin repeat family. Bases 1 to 297 code for a protein of 98 amino acids. Gene Ontology annotation, molecular function: protein binding. NCBI's taxonomy places the organism in Eukaryota, Parabasalia, Trichomonadida, Trichomonadidae. The record is from RefSeq and is a predicted model, not a curated record. The transcript has a single exon.
AUGUUGAUUUCGAAUCAUCUUGAUGUCAAUUGCGUUGAUUCUAAUGGAACAACACCUUUGAUGAUAUCAGCAAUGAAUGGAAAUGAUGAAAACAUAGAGUUUUUGCUCCUCGCUGAAGCAGAUGUUAAUAAGAAAAACAACUUAGGAACAACAGCAUUAAUGUUUGCAACACAUUCUGAUAGUCUUGAUGCUGUAGAGCAAUUAAUUGAUGCAGAUGCAGAUCUUGAAUUAAAAGACAGAUGUGGAUGGAAUGCGUUAAUGCAUGCUGCAUUUUUCGGUCAACUUGAAACAGUGUAG